Messenger RNA from Nerophis ophidion (straightnose pipefish), 816 nucleotides. RefSeq names its product tubulin epsilon chain-like. The record is from RefSeq and is a predicted model, not a curated record. Gene Ontology annotation, cellular component: microtubule; cytoplasm. The coding region runs from base 208 to 804 and encodes 198 amino acids. The transcript is spliced from 8 exons. Lineage: Eukaryota; Metazoa; Chordata; Actinopteri; Syngnathiformes; Syngnathidae. Gene Ontology annotation, molecular function: structural constituent of cytoskeleton; GTP binding. Gene Ontology annotation, biological process: microtubule cytoskeleton organization; mitotic cell cycle.
GUGAUGACGUCACCAUGCGUGAUGACGUCAUCAGGUGCAGGCGUCGCCAGCACCACGUGCUCGUGUUGUGACGGUUGGAGAUGAUGCGUCCAGGCGUAUCACUCACCAAAGUCCGACUCCUUGCUUCUGAAGAAAGCCAGAACACAAGGCAGAAAUAAAAGUGGAUUCCACGUGACUUUCAACAUCCAAGUAACAUUGGGAAUCACCAUGACGCAGGCGGUUGUUGUCCAAGUUGGACAGUGUGGAAACCAGAUUGGUUGUCGCUUUUGGGAUCUUGCUUUGCGAGAGUAUGCCCAGUUCAACAAGAGUGCCUUGUAUGAUGACGCCGUUGGUACUUUUUUCCGUAACGUGGACUCCAGUGAUGGAACACAUCUGGCUGCUGGUGGAAGAAUACAACUGCUGAAGGCGAGGGCAGUGCUGGUGGACAUGGAGGAAGGUGUGGUCAGUGAGAUCCUUCAGGGCCCUUUGAGAGAUGUGUUCCACAGCACUCAGCUGCUCACAGAUGUGUCAGGUGCAGGCAACAACUGGGCCGUUGGACACAUGACGUAUGGGUCAACCUACAGAGAAAAGAUAGUGGACAAGCUGAGAAAAGCAGCAGAACAAUGUGACUGUCUGCAGUCCUUUUUCCUUCUGAACUCUAUGGGAGGAGCAUUUACACAAGCUGACAACUUCACUGCUUUUGGCUUCUGUGUAAGCGAUCAUGAGACAUGGAGGCCUGGAUCCACACCAAUGAUAAAAAUAAGGAUUGCUAACACAAAACUGCACUAUUCAGAGCAAGGGAGACACGUGUCAAUAAACAUUUAACAAAAACAAAUG